AUGGUGCAGUAUCAAGAACUCGCUCUUCAGAGAAGCUUUAGCUGCAACACAAGAAAGAUCAAUCCGGCUACUUCUCCGGCGCGUGGCUUCCAUAGCCGUUCUCCAUCCUCCUCCGCUUUAAUCCCAAGCAUCCCUGAGAACGAACUCUUCCUCGUCCCUUGCAAAAGAUGCUCCUCCGUCUCCCUCCGACCAAUCUACUCCUCCUCAUCUUCUUCCUCUAGCAACAUGGGGAAAUUCCACUUGAAGCUUUCUUCCUUCUUACGUUCUCUCAUCAACGUCAUUAACAUCCCCGCUUGCAAAUUCCUCUCUCUUCCAUCACCGCCGUCUUCUACUUCUUCCGGCGUUUCUAACCAACUGAUUUCACUCGUUACCGGUGGAUCCUCUUCUCUCGGGAGAAGAGUCACCGGUACGUUGUACGGACACAGAAGAGGCCAUGUCACGUUUUCCGUCCAGUACGAUCCGAGAUCCGACCCGGUCUUGCUCUUGGACCUGGCCAUGUCAACGGCAACUCUCGUCAAAGAGAUGUCGUCGGGACUCGUCAGGAUCGCGUUGGAAUGCGAGAAGCGCCACCGGCCGGGAACAAAGCUUUUCCACGAGCCCAAAUGGACCAUGUAUUGCAACGGUAGGAAGUGUGGUUACGCGGUGUCACGCGGCGGAGCGUGUACUGAGUCUGACUGGCGCGUGUUGAACACGGUGUCUAGGGUUACGGUUGGAGCCGGGGUUAUCCCGCCGGUGAAGAGUAUUGAUGACGUGUCCGGUGGAGGGUUUGGUGGUGGAACGGAGCUUGGGGAGUUGUUGUAUAUGAGAGGUAGAUUUGAACGAGUCGUGGGGAGUCGUGACUCGGAGGCGUUUUACAUGAUGAAUCCGGACAAAAACGGAGGUCCAGAACUCAGUAUUUUUCUUCUUAGGAUAUGA
Molecule: messenger RNA, 915 nt
Organism: Microthlaspi erraticum
Lineage: Eukaryota; Viridiplantae; Streptophyta; Magnoliopsida; Brassicales; Brassicaceae
Source: the annotation of a GenBank genome assembly